Molecule: messenger RNA, 2492 nt
Organism: Oldenlandia corymbosa var. corymbosa
Lineage: Eukaryota; Viridiplantae; Streptophyta; Magnoliopsida; Gentianales; Rubiaceae
Source: the annotation of a GenBank genome assembly
GACUUGGGCUGAUAUAUAAGAAUCUGGGCUUUACUCUCAACUCAGGUAAAACAAAAUGGCAAAAAAAAAAAAAAAGCUAUUGUGUGUGUCGGUCGUUUUCCUUUCCAGAUUCCAGAAACCAUUUCUUUUUAAAGUUUUAACAGUUAAAUCUUCUCAUUAAUGGCGGAGUUAUGAAAGCGACAUUCCCUUCAUCCUUUUCAGUUUCGACUUUCGAAUUCUGUAGUAGUAGUUAAUUUGUAGUAACAGGCAGCAGCAUUGAAUUGAUCUGAAUAGAGAGGGUGACCAUCAAUUGCAGCUUUUAAUGCUUGCAACCCAUAUCAAAAAAAAUGGGGAACAAGCUUAUUGGCCGGUUCAACAAGCACAGACAUCAUCAUCCCUCCAACAAUCCCAUCACAACUCCCUACGGAUUCCCUCCUACUUAUAAACCACCACACCCGCAACAAGAAGCUCAUCAAGCUUCCAAUAAUAAUAAUAAUUCCCAAAUGGGCUUGUCUUUGCCUUACUCCCACGUUGAUUCCACCUUGCGAGCUUUGGCUGCUCGAGCUGAAGGUUUUGGCCGUUUAGCCAUCGGUGGCCUUCACGGUCCUCUCUAUCACGUCACCAACCUUUCUGGUAAACACUACUUUCUUUUUCUUUUUCUGGGUUUCAGCUUGGCGAUUCUGUUGAUUGUCAAUUGAUUAUCGUGUGUUAUGUUGAGUUUUAACUGUUUCUGUUUAUCGAUUAUUUGUUCGUCAAACUUCAAUUUUGUUCAAAGCUAUUAACACCUAGGUUAAGAAGGAAAUUCCAAGUAGCCCAAUUUGCAUGUUUUUGUGACCAACUUGUUCUAAUGUGUUCCAUAAUUAUUGUUCUUAUGUGGUGUCAUCAGUUUGGAUGGCCAGAGGUCCUCUGCUUUACUUUGAAACUAUAACCUUAGCGGUUAGCGCUGAUGAGGAGAAAAGCACCAAUAACAUUUUCACGCUUAGUUAUCACUUUUUAGUGACCUUUCAUACUAUCUUAAAAACAAGAUUUUAAUCAUCUCUAAAGGUUUUUGAUAACCUGGCUUGGAUAAUUAAGCCGAGUGAGUGGUGAAAUGCUCUUGAUUUUUCUGAUUCUGGUUUUAGAUGAUGGCCCUGGCUCGCUUCGAGAGGCAUGUCGAAAAAAAGAACCUCUGUGGAUCGUCUUUGAAGUUUCAGGCACCAUUGAGCUUAAUUCCUACUUGAAUGUGUCAUCUUAUAAAACCAUUGAUGGUCGUGGCCAAAGGAUUAAGCUUACUGGGAAGGGUUUGAGAUUGAAGGAAUCUGAGCAUGUCAUUAUCUGCAGUCUUGAGAUUUCAGGGGGCAGAGGAUCUGAUGUUGAUGCCAUUCAAAUCAAACCGAAAUCAAAACACAUUUGGAUUGAUCGUUGCAGCCUUAGUGACUUUGCUGAUGGCCUUAUAGAUAUUACCAGAGAAAGCACUGAUAUAACAAUAUCUAGGUGUCAAUUCUCAAACCAUGACAAGACUAUUCUUAUUGGGGCUGAUCCUUCCCACACCAGUGACAGAUGCAUUCGUGUUACUAUUCACCACUGCUUUUUCGAUGGAACGCGACAACGCCAUCCUCGUGUUAGAUUUGGGAAAGUGCAUUUAUACAAUAACUACACCAGAAAUUGGGGGAUCUAUGCUGUUUGUGCAAGUGUAGAAUCUCAGAUAUAUUCCCAGUGCAAUAUAUAUGAAGCUGGGGAGAAGAAGGUUGCUUUCAAAUAUCUCUCUGAGAAGGCUGCUGACAAGGCGGAGGCAAACACCGGCAGUAUCAAGUCCGACGGCGACUUAUUUGUUUCUGGAACCAAGGCAGGUUUACAGGAGCAACAACGCGGUGAAAGUGGCACAUUUCAUCCAAGGGAACACUACCAAAGCUGGACAGUAGAAGCUCCGAGUGAAGCAUUAAAACAAUGCAUCCAGCAAUGCAGUGGAUGGCAGAUGAUGGCUCGGCCAGUUGAUCAGUGAUCAGCUUUUUGCUUAUACUAUCACACAACUUUCAGAUCAGUUCACACGUAUACACAAAAUAUAAACACAGCUACCUAUCUGAUUAUAUAGACUUAUAUAGUAGAAUUUGCAUUUUCUGGUUAUUAUUGGCCUGUUCGGUUUCUUUAGUUUGAUUCGGCUAAGGUUGAUGACAUAAUAUUAAACUAGCAAUUGCAGAAAAAACACAUGUUUGUUUAGUGUGUUAUCCGAGUAAAAACUUGCGGCUUGACUUAUUGUACAAAUGAUGAAAAAUUCAUCACAUUAAGGAACCAAAUUAGUUGUGCAUCGAUGUAAUUUCACAUUUUUUUAGAAGCAAAUGGAUACAAAUAGGAGGCACAAAUUGAAAAACAUUGCGUUGCGAGACAUUUAUCUCCACGAGAAGGGGUCAAACCCACAUUAAUCAAACUGUAAUGUAAUGUAAGUAAUCCUUCCUUAUGUCACGUUUUAAAAAUACUAUAUUCGGUAUUGUGUAAAUCAUCCGAUUGAGACUAUUAAGACUCUGCGUGGUUUGAGC